UCCGCAGGCCCAGCGUCGGAGCCGCUGCUCAGAGGACCAGGCCCAGAGCAUCAUGGGCUGCGAGGCUCCCCGCGCUUCAUCCUUCCAGGUGCUGCUGCUGCUGUUUCUGCUCCUGCUCCGGGCCGAGCGACUGCGGGGCGCCGAGCUCACCUUCGAGCUGCCGGACAACGCCAAGCAGUGCUUCCACGAAGAGGUGGAGCAGGGCGUGAAGUUCUCCUUGGAUUACCAGGUGAUCACUGGAGGCCACUACGAUGUGGACUGCUAUGUGGAGGACCCUUUGGGGAACAUCAUCUACAGGGAGACCAAGAAGCAAUAUGACAGCUUCACAUACAAGACAGAGGUCAAGGGUGUUUAUCAGUUUUGUUUCAGCAAUGAAUUUUCCACCUUUUCUCACAAGACCGUCUACUUUGACUUCCAAGUGGGUGAUGAGCCCCCCAUCCUCCCAGACAUGGGGAAUAGGGUCACAGCUCUCACUCAGAUGGAAUCUGCCUGUGUAACUAUUCACGAGGCUCUGAAGACCGUGAUUGACUCCCAGACACAUUAUCGACUUCGAGAGGCUCAGGAUCGAGCCCGAGCUGAAGAUCUUAAUAGUCGGGUGUCUUACUGGUCGGUUGGAGAGACUAUUGCCCUGUUUGUGGUCAGCUUCAGUCAGGUGCUACUGCUGAAAAGCUUCUUCACAGAGAAACGACCCAUUAACAGAGCGGUCCACUCCUAGCCAUGCUGUAUGGUGCCCACAGCCCCUCACACCCUAGGGUUUCCAGUUCUUGCAGGGAUGGGGGUGUGACGCAGGGCGAAGUGGGCUGCAGGGAGAACUGGGAUUACACUUUACUGUUUGUGCACAUAUGUGUUCCCUGCACUCCAGCAACCAUAGCACACAGAGCCCAGUAACAUGAAGCAGCUAAUUGUAUUGUGUGUGUAACAUUGACCAAAAAUGUUUACAGGUCAGCCUAGGGAUUGGCCACUGUUAGGCGGCACAGUGAUCCAGCAUCCAGUCUGUGGGAGAACUCCAAGUACCUGGGCCUCCAGGGCAGCUCCAGGAUGUGUGGGUCAUUGAGUUGUUGUGUGCACUUCCAUGUGGAGGAGAAAGGAAUUCUCAGUUCUUGCCUUUCUUCCCAUGGGCCUCUCUGUACCUUAGGGUGGGCCUCUCUGUACCUUAGGGUGUCAGAUGUAACCUGGGAGCAAUAGGGUCAGCUGUACAACCAGGACCCAAAUGUUGAGUGAGUGCCCUUGGUGAUCUCUAUCUGCUGGGGGCAGAACUGUGCUAAUAAAAUCCAAGUUUGAGCACUCUGGA
Molecule: messenger RNA, 1291 nt
Organism: Phodopus roborovskii (desert hamster)
Lineage: Eukaryota; Metazoa; Chordata; Mammalia; Rodentia; Cricetidae
Gene: Tmed3
Product: transmembrane p24 trafficking protein 3
Exons: 3
Coding region: 53-715 (220 amino acids)
Biological process (GO): Golgi organization; intracellular protein transport; endoplasmic reticulum to Golgi vesicle-mediated transport
Cellular component (GO): endoplasmic reticulum; Golgi apparatus; endoplasmic reticulum-Golgi intermediate compartment
Source: RefSeq, a predicted model, not a curated record